Messenger RNA from Lemur catta (Ring-tailed lemur), 1174 nucleotides. RefSeq names its product modulator of smoothened (gene MOSMO). NCBI's taxonomy places the organism in Eukaryota, Metazoa, Chordata, Mammalia, Primates, Lemuridae. The transcript is spliced from 3 exons. The record is from RefSeq and is a predicted model, not a curated record. Bases 52 to 555 code for a protein of 167 amino acids. Gene Ontology annotation, biological process: negative regulation of smoothened signaling pathway. Gene Ontology annotation, cellular component: ciliary membrane; Golgi apparatus.
GAGGCCGCGGCCUGCCCGGGGCUCGGGGGGUGGGGGGAGCGGGGCGGGGAGAUGGAUAAACUGACCAUCAUCUCAGGAUGUCUCUUUCUGGCCGCCGAUAUCUUCGCCAUCGCCAGCAUCGCCAACCCGGACUGGAUCAACACCGGGGAGUCCGCGGGAGCACUCACUGUGGGCCUUGUGCGACAAUGUCAAACAAUCCAUGGACGAGACCGGACAUGCAUCCCUCCCCGGCUUCCCCCGGAGUGGGUCACCACACUGUUUUUUAUCAUCAUGGGAAUCAUUUCAUUGACUGUCACAUGUGGUUUGCUGGUGGCUUCCCACUGGCGAAGAGAAGCUACAAAAUAUGCUCGAUGGAUAGCAUUCACUGGAAUGAUCCUUUUCUGUAUGGCUGCCCUAAUAUUUCCAAUAGGAUUUUACAUCAAUGAAGUCGGAGGUCAACCUUAUAAAUUACCCAACAACACAGUAGUUGGGUCAUCUUAUGUACUUUUUGUCUUAUCCAUUUUCUUUACAAUAGUAGGACUUCUAUUUGCUGGCAAAGUUUGUUUACCAGGCUGAUGAAUGUUUAAAUUGCUUGACUCUCUUAUUAUUUUUUAUUUUAUUUUAUUUUUUUAGUUUUGGAGGGUGGGGAGGACAAAGACAAGGCAUCUGAGCAGUCCUCUCAUAGGAAGAUGCUUAGAUGAAACUGAUGCUGAAAAGGAAAAAAAAAUGCUUUGAUUUGUUCUCACUAUGCACUUUGGAUUUAAAAAAAAAAAAAAAAAAAGGAGAGCCUUUUCCGUAACCAAAUACAGACAAUAUUGACUAAAUCUCCUGAGCAUAUUCAGGCAGUCAGGUCUGCACUGUGAUAGCAACCUAGUGAAGGAGAAUGCUUUAUACUGAAAAGCAUGUGGCCCUUUGUGACUCUGUUGUUCCAUUUUUAACGUCUCUCUAAUGAUUCAUUUGAGGGAAAAAAAAGUCUAAGUGUUUGUGAAUCAUGGUGGACCAGAGGGAUGCAAGAGAAGUUAAUGUGGGGCUGGCCUCACCUCCUAAGAAAUUAGUGUUCACAACUUCCUUGUAAUGGUGUGAGCUUUCGGCACCAGAAUGGAUUGCCGUUGUAUCACUACACCAAGAAGCCAAUAGAUCAAAACUUGUUUGCUAAAACGUAUGUAAAAAUUCUGAAAUUCCUUAUUCUCUGUGU